AUGCCCUGCAAUGGAUAUUCUUCCAGGGCGGCUUCAAGCGCGCUGAGGAGACGGACCUAUGUGUUCCAGAAUGCGUCAAGCCUAUUGGUCCGCUCCAUGGAUUACGUAAGUCUGAAAGAUUUACAGAUGUCAAAGGCAUCAACACCACCAACAGAUUCGCGGGACUCGUCAUUGUACCGGCAAAAGAAGAUCUAG
Ascochyta rabiei is the source of this 195-nucleotide messenger RNA. RefSeq lists its product as uncharacterized. The record is from RefSeq and is a predicted model, not a curated record. Bases 1 to 195 code for a protein of 64 amino acids. NCBI's taxonomy places the organism in Eukaryota, Fungi, Ascomycota, Dothideomycetes, Pleosporales, Didymellaceae. The transcript has a single exon.